AGAAACCAUUGCGGUGAAACAGUAUAAAAAGCAAAGCGACGCGUUUGUUCGGUCUCAUUCUCCUGCGGCGCACAAAGUAUAGAACAGGUCCAUUAUCCUGAGGACUAAUAAACGCGGAGUCAGUUGGAGUCUGGAGUACAUCUGGAGCAGCAAGGAGUGUUGUGAAUCUGGAAAGCUGUGUCAAAGGAACAAUGUGCAGCACCGUUGAAUUGAAAGGUGGUUUAAGACAUUGGCACAAGAGAGAUGAAGAUGCCAUCAGCUGAGCAUGGUAUUAAUUUUACAUUUUUAAUACUUGUCUCUCUGUGAUGCAAAUGAUGACCGCAUAGUUCAGCAGAAAAUCCAUGAAGAACACGAAGCAUAGUCUUUCGCUCCUAUCUGAUGCAUCACCAGUUUUUGGUUUCUAUAUUUUUGUAGUUGCUUUUGUCUAACUCUUGCUUCUCUCUCUGUAGUUUGACUUCUGCAGGGGCGCAAGCAUGUUUGCAGGAGUUCUACAGGGGAGCUGGUAUGUCUAGCUAUGGCAGAUUCAGCAGCUGAUCUUCAGGGCUUGAUGACCAGCAUGGUUUGCUGAUGACAGUCACCGGAGCUCAAUAUCAUCCCAGAUGGCUCAGACAUGGCAGUCGAAGGAAGAAUAAGUGGCUGGCACCAGACUCUUCAGAACGGUUUCAAAUCUACCCCCCCCCCCCCCUUUUUUUUAAGUCCCUCUUUUAAGCAGUUAUUUCAAAUGGGUUAUCUACCUGUUGCGAUUUUAUGUAAAGUGUCAUUACUUCAAUAAAAUAGUAAAAAAAACAAAGGUCUGUUUAAAGUGUAUGAUUGUGUGGGUUGGUUUGAUUUACAUGGUUGACGAUUUAAACUGAACAAUCAGGUAUUUGGUAGCAUGCAGCUUGUCUUGAUUUACACAGUGCUGACUUGCUAAACCCAAGCUAUGCAAGCCAGAUUCUUUACACAUUAUUUUAUGCUCAAUGGAGUAAAACCACAGUUUUAUCUAAACCUUCAAGGCUUUCCUUAUGGCUGUCACUGCCCUGCAGGUUUACCAAAAGCAAUUGUCGGAAAUGGAUUUCAUGAACCUUAAUGUGCUCAGUAUUUGGAAUGGCAACUUUACCUUUAAAUCUUAGCAUUAACAAUGAUUUUUGAGCGAUUUGGCGCUGACGAUAUCUGACAUGGAAAUUAGACCCAGCAAACUCCAUGGGUAACAAACCUCUCAUCACGUUCUCAAACCACUACGAUUGGUCCAAUCUGCUUAGCGCUGAGAAAAUUUGCUGUUCCCACGUGACGGCCUGCUACUUCAUAUUCAUGAAGUUAAACCUGACUAAUGACGCGGAUUGGUUUUACUAUUUGAGUAGUGUUUGUUUGAUGGUCACCGGUUUGAAAGAAAUUGCAGAAUCUCUUCCAAGCACCGCCCAUUUUGUAUCCAAUGAAGACUGACGUGUUUCAGCUCUGAGCGUUGAGCGCAGAUGCGGCCUGGAGUCAGAGGCUCGGAUCUGUGUGUAUGAAUGGACGCUACAGUUGCAUUUAAUAGCUCAAUGUUACGGUCUUUGCGAAAGCUAUAUUUCCGUGGGCACAGAUGUUUUCACUCGUAAUCUUGCUCUCAUUCCUGGCUAUUUCGGCUGAUGCGGAUUUAUUUCAAUUCGACAGCAUUUCAAAUGUUUCUUCCUAUUAUUUCAAUUACAUCUAUUGCAAUAUUUGGGAAGGGGAUUGUCAACCACAUCAGGAUGAUGCAACCCAAGAAGUGCCUACAGGGGACAUUUGGUCAGGGCUUUCCCAGUACUACACUGGCAUGCUGACUGCAUGGUACUGCAGCUUGGGUCAGUGCUGUGAUUCAGGAGACUGUAGGAUUACGAAUAACAUCACAGGAUUGGAAAAAGAUCUACAGAUGAAGCUUCAUGGGCAACACCUGGUCCAGUCUGUGGUUCUGAAAGCCAUUCAGGGAUUCAUCAAAAACCCUGAGUCCAACAAACCACUGACUCUGUCCUUUCAUGGCUGGUCUGGGACAGGCAAGAACUUUGUGGCCCGGAUAGUAGCGGACAAUCUCUACCGGGAUGGUAUAAAGAGUGAAUGUGUGCGUUUGUUCAUUGCCCCAUUCCACUUCCCUCACGCGAGACUGGUGGACGUGUACAAGGGCCAGCUAAGAGAAGCCAUUCGAGACAUGGUUCUGCGAUGCUCACAGACUCUCUUUAUCUUUGAUGAGGCAGAAAAGCUUCAUCCGGGACUCAUUGAUGCCAUAAAGCCCUACAUGGACCACUAUGAUAAUGUGGAUGGGGUCAGCUAUAGAAGAGCCAUAUUUCUGUUUCUAAGUAAUAUCGGUGGUGGUGCUAUCAGUGAGGUGGCACUUGAUUUCUGGCACUCGGGACAGAAUAGAGAAGAUAUCGGCAUGGAAGACUUGGAACAUCUUCUGCAUGCUGAAGCCAUGGAAGCAGAAGGAGGUUUUGCGCAGAGUGAACUGAUGUCAGGCCAUCUGAUUGACUUUUUUGUACCAUUCUUGCCGCUGGAGUACCGGCAUGUGAAACUGUGUGCACGUGAUGCAUAUGCAGCUCGUGGCCUUCAGCCGGAUGAGAGGACUCUGGAUGAAGUGGCCAAAGCCAUGCUGUACGUUCCUAAGGAGGAGAAACUUUUCUCUGCACCGGGCUGCAAAUCCAUUCCUCAAAGGAUCAACUUCUUUUUGCCAUGACAAAGAGCAUCAUAAUAUCACUGACAUUAAAUAAACACAGAGUACACUUGAAUGAAGCAGAAAUGACUGCUGCCAUCUGAAAUGCAAAUUAUACAACACUGACAAUGCAGAAAAAAAAACUUUAUAUGUAAUGUUUCAACUCUAUAUAGGAUAAGGAGAGAGGGAGUUUGCUUAUAGUAAAUUAUAUUUUUAAGAAUUCUUUAUCUGUAUCUUAUCUACUUCUCCAAAGCAAUUUUACAGUUUACAUGAAUUGAUAUGAACUUAAGCUGAACCUAACCUCUUUAAAAAAAUUAAGACUGCAUUUAUACUAAUGCACUUACAGUGGAAGCCUCUUUGUCAAACAAACCAUGUUUAAGGUUUUUUUUUUUUUUUUUUUUUUUUUCAGUUACAUGGAAAUUGCUGUUUGCAAACUUUUUGUACUUGCAUACUAUGUAUUUCUGAGCAAAACAGGAUGUUCAAUAGAAAAAAAUAUUGAGUGGAUGUGCUAGGCUUUUCAUGGAAGUAUAUUAUUGUCAAAUGCGUUUUUAAAAGACCAUUUGAAAUGCUUUUUCUUUGGUAAUCGACCGUAUGCCACUAAGUUUUUUUAACCUGAAAUAUUUCUUUUAGUUGCUGUUUAAGACCUUUUUAUGUUUUUGGCAUAUUUCAGUCACCAUUUUUUGCAUUAAAUAUCAUAUUUAUUCCAUAUAGACUUAUGGAAUAAUUUUACAAAUCUCAUUUAUGUAUUGUAUAUCUUUUUGGUGUCAUGUAUAUUUAAAUGUUUCAACCUCUUCAAAACUAGGGUUUUUUGUUCAUUGAUAUUUCCGUUUUGAACAUUCUGAUACGAAAAAGUUAAAGUGAGUCAGUUUUUGGUGAAGAAAUCAUACUGAAAUGAUCAUUUAUAUGUAGGCAGAAAAAUAGUUCGAGAGUGUAAGUUACAGUGUAACUUACUUCGCAGUCUAUGGGACAGUCUCAAGCCUCCCGGUUUUCAUCCAAAAUAUUUUAAUUGUGUUCCAAAGAUGAACAAAUCUUUGAAGUGUUUGGAACCACAUGGGGGAAAGUGAUUAAUGACAAAACUUUCAUUUUGGGGUGGAGUAUCCCUUUAAAUUCUACAUUUCCUUUUCCCUUUGAUAACACAAAAACCAGUGUGAAAUGGCAUUGUUGUCUAAUGUAAGAGAUAAAUAAAAGAUAAUGUGUCAAGUU
Carassius auratus (goldfish) is the source of this 3844-nucleotide messenger RNA. RefSeq names its product torsin family 3, member A (gene tor3a). Gene Ontology annotation, molecular function: ATP hydrolysis activity; ATP binding. The record is from RefSeq and is a predicted model, not a curated record. Bases 1562 to 2665 code for a protein of 367 amino acids. Gene Ontology annotation, cellular component: endoplasmic reticulum lumen; nuclear envelope. The transcript has 15 exons. NCBI's taxonomy places the organism in Eukaryota, Metazoa, Chordata, Actinopteri, Cypriniformes, Cyprinidae.